AUGCAAGCAAGAGCUCUGGUCCCAGAUAACGCAGAAACGACGGUGCAAGACAUCGCAGAAAAGGCUUCAACUUGGAAGGAGUGUUCUACAGAUUCUUCUUCUCUGUCCGGCGUCAUCCCGAUGGAGCUCGUGAAUCAGUCUCUGCGACUCGAUGCGUCGCGUGGCUCGACGGUUGAUCUCGACCGUGGCCCAAAGAAAGCAUCUCUAGGAGCAGGAUUAUCAUUAUCGGAUGAGGAAUCCAGGAUUCGCGGUCAACUUGAGCUCGACGUGGAGCGAGAUUUGGAGGAGGAAAUCAAGGAUGGGAUAUAUCGCCUAUCUCUGCAACUCCACCGGCUUUACCAACACAAGAAGGAGAGAGUUUCGAGAGCGUCGCAAUCCGUACAGAGUGCGACGAAAGAUCGACAGCGAGUCGAGGAGAAAUUGGUCUCGGAGGUGAAUAUAAGCAUCAAAAUGGAAGGAGGGACCAAGGUCGAGAUUAGAGAAACCAAGAGAGAGGCCAAGAGAGAUAAACCUCGGCCUUGCAUGGCCUCGGCAAUGCCAAAUUCAAACUGUCAUGCUAAUAAUAGUAAGCACGGAACAAUUGUUCGGAGAGGGAAGAAGUUCGACUGGGCGACAUCUCUUCGAUCGGGAGGAGGCGAGAGCGUCGUCGAUGAGAAAGGACACGCUGAUGAUUCAGGGAAACCGAGGAUACAUCCCCGCGACCGCUGCCUUUCCCGUUCAAACCUCCGAAGCGAGGGUUGCAGAAGCAGCGUCGUCGUCGGGGACUCGGCGAGGCACAAAGUGAAUCGGCGCGUUGAUCACAAGUUGCUCAACAUGGAAAUGGGUUGGAAAAGCUGAUGGAUGGAGCUUUUAGUUUACUCUGGCUGUCUAAAUAAGAGGUGGUUUGUGUUAGGUAAUGCAUGCAUGGAAUAAAUGUUCAACGUUGGUUGCGUACGUUGAAUUGCGAUUUAACCCACCUGAAGAUUGAGAUUAAAGUUUAAGAAUUACGAUGGAAUAAUAAAAUUUUUUAUAUUUAUAACUGUU
This is a messenger RNA of Syzygium oleosum, 1023 nucleotides long. RefSeq lists its product as uncharacterized. Lineage: Eukaryota; Viridiplantae; Streptophyta; Magnoliopsida; Myrtales; Myrtaceae. The coding region runs from base 1 to 837 and encodes 278 amino acids. The record is from RefSeq and is a predicted model, not a curated record. The transcript is spliced from 3 exons.